Molecule: messenger RNA, 2974 nt
Organism: Hermetia illucens (black soldier fly)
Lineage: Eukaryota; Metazoa; Arthropoda; Insecta; Diptera; Stratiomyidae
Gene: Vha26
Product: V-type proton ATPase subunit E
Exons: 5
Coding region: 191-871 (226 amino acids)
Biological process (GO): proton transmembrane transport
Cellular component (GO): proton-transporting two-sector ATPase complex, catalytic domain
Molecular function (GO): proton-transporting ATPase activity, rotational mechanism
Source: RefSeq, a predicted model, not a curated record
CCCCAAUCAUAUGAUCGUUUUUUGCCCAAAGUGAAAAAAAAUUCUCAUUGAACCUCGACGACGACGGCGACGGAGUGGAAUUUCUCGUAUCUUGAAGUGGACGGAGUAGGCGUAGACGGAAUCGCUCCCUGUGUUGAAGUUUGAUAUUCUAUUUUCCUCGUCGUCGUGAAGUCCCAGGAAAUCUGCAAAAAUGGCUCUAAGCGAUGCAGAUGUACAAAAACAGAUCAAACAUAUGAUGGCAUUCAUUGAGCAAGAGGCCAAUGAAAAAGCCGAAGAAAUUGAUGCCAAAGCCGAGGAAGAAUUCAACAUUGAAAAGGGUCGUUUGGUUCAACAGCAACGUCUCAAGAUCAUGGAAUUUUUUGAGAAAAAAGAGAAACAGGUUGAGCUGCAAAAGAAAAUUCAAUCAUCAAAUAUGUUGAAUCAAGCUCGAUUGAAGGUGCUGAAAGUCCGCGAAGAUCACGUUCGUAACGUACUCGAAGAGGCACGACGACGUCUCGGUGAUGUUACAAAGAACGAAAAUGAAUACCGAAAGAUCCUGCAUCAGCUUAUCAUUCAAGCCCUUUAUCAAACAAUGGAAACAAAUGUCACUUUACGUUGUCGUAAAGUAGAUGUGCCUCUGAUUGAAAGCCUAUUGCCGGAAAUCUCCGAAGAAUACAAGAAGAAUAUCGGACACGACGUUGUUAUUCAUAUCGAUACGGAAGUUGUUUUACCACCAGAUACAUGCGGAGGAAUUGAAAUAAUUGCAUUAAAUGGACGUGUACGGGUCCCCAACACAUUGGAAUCACGAUUAGAACUCAUUUCACAACAACUUAUCCCUGAAAUCCGUAACGCACUGUUCGGACGCAACGUGAAUCGUAAAUUCGCCGACUAAACAAUUUCAUCCACAACAAUUCGCAUCGUUAUAUCAUCGAACGUUAUGUUUUACAAAAAUAAGUUUAAAAUGUUUUCUUUUUUUUUUAAAAAAAAAAUUCAAUCAAAUAUUCACAUGCAGAGUAAAAAAACAACAAAUGAAUUAAAGUUAAAAGUUUACCAUUAGCAGCAAUCAACCAACCUAACUACACACAAGACAAAUUCAUGAAAUUUAAAAAAACAAGGAAAUACUAUUAAGAAGAAAGUUUAGCAAAGAAACCGAGGUUAGUUCCAAGGAAUGCAAGCCACAAAUAUAAUCAGAAGAAAAAAUCUACUUUUUUUUUUCGGAAAUGGAAACAAUAAUUAAAAUGUCGUUGAAAUAUUAUAUGAAAUAUAUAAAUAAUGAUUAUUAUUAUUAAAAGAAAUUGCGAGCAAGAAAACAUAUUCGUUCAGACAAAGCAAAGAAAACGAAAACAGUUGUAAGGAAAAAAAAAACGUCACAACAUUCCUGUUUUGAAUUAAAACGAAAACAAAAGCAAGUUUAAGAGAUGAAGGAGAUAAUACUGUUUUGCUUUCAACUAUUUUUUCUCUGGUUUUUUUUAUUAUUAUGUAAGGUUUUGAAACAAAUGUUUCUAUUUCCCUAUUUCCUGCGUAAGACACAAAUAUCUAUCUUCCUUUGUCGCGUUUUUUUUUUAAGCGCAAAUGAAAAUUCUUCGUCACCAAUUAAGCGAAAAAAAAGAACUUAUUUUAGUCGAUCAAUUGUUUUGUUUGUUUGCAUUAAUUUUUGUUGAUAUGUUGAGAAAAACUUUCUUUCGAAAUGUGUAUUAUAUGAUUAUGUAUUUCUUUUCACUUAGUUUUUGAACAACAACAAUUCCUUUAAAUCGUUCUUUAAAGCGCAAUCGUUUUUCCUUCCCCUGUGAACAAUAGUUACAAAUGACUUUUGCCAUAAAAGAUAUUUUGGAAGUUACUUUUAGUAGAUAUGUUAAACGGAACGUUUGUAUUUAAGCUGGAGUUAAGAUCGUGCAUGGAAUGCGAGUAGGGGGCGUUGUGCAUUGUCCUGUUGACGGAGGAGUUUUGUGAGAGCCAAUGGGUGAGCUGUGAGAAUUUUUGCAAUGAUUUGAGCCAGCUUGUAGUCGACAGCAUCUUACUUUGAUUACACCGAAUCUUUCCGAGAUUAGUUAGUUCGAUAGAACUAGUUUAUAUCCGUAUAUUCUAGUGAGACAAUAAUUCACUCGUUACAGAUUUCUUCCAAAUUAUAACAUGAAUAUUUCAAGAAACAUUUGAUGUAGUCCAUGGGACUCAAAACUAGUCCUUUAUAAAUAUCUAGAAAGCAUAAAGUUGAACUUGUGUUGUGUAAAUAUCAUCCUUCUCGUUGUUUAGGAAAAAUUCGCUGCAUUCAAAGUAAUUGACUUUUAAGUUGCGUGACAAUCAUUCAAAUGUCCUUCGCGGCUCAAAAUCAAAUACUGGCGGAAUUUCGUUUGAUAAAUAUCAGCUAUAGGAUGAGUGCGUGCACCGAAAAAAUGUGCAGUCUUCAAUGAUAAUUUCUUAUCGGCUUUUUUGAACAUCCAUGUGGUGGUGGAUAUUGACAGAAAAUUGAGACAAAAAUGCAUUUGAAUGUACAAAUUGACAACAAAUGAGACCCCAAAACAACAUCUUGUUAUGACAAUCUUCGUAAACUCGAAACGAGUCAUGCACUCGAAUAUCGUCCUUAACCGCCAGAAUCUCUCGCGCUUUUCAAUGCCCCCAACAAAAGCAUGUAAUGCUGUCCAGCUGAGUACAGAACUACACAAUAUAUACUUUUUGUUUUAUUAUUAGAGAGUGUCGUCUGUUUCGUUUUGAAAACGAACAGAAGAAAAAAAGAGACAGUAAUGAAGCGAUUUUUGUAGGAUGAAAAAGAAAAGGGAGUCGGUCGUUUCAAAUCAAUUCAAUCAACAACCGAAAAUGUGCUCUAAAUAGAGGAAAAUUUCAAUUGUUAAUAAUUUUUUCAGUAUUUUAAGCAUAGAAAAGUAAUUUUAAAACGUGUUAUUUUAUUAUUAUUUUCUUUCUGUGGAAUAGUAAGAAAACGCUUUCCGAUUUGUUCUUGUACAUUAAAAAAAAACAUGGAGAAAAUCAACAAAUAAGAAAA